GUUGUUGCUUCAGUGUGAUGUCACUUCCUGUUUACGUCCCGGUUGGCUCUACUUCUUCCGGUUGAUCUAUUGGAGACUGCAGAUUCGGGAGACUCUCCACCCACGGCUAGCUGCCUGCUAACGCGCAGCAGCGGUUUCCAGGGCGACCAUGAACAUUCUGCCGAAGAAGAGCUGGCACGUGCGCAACAAGGACAACGUAGCGCGCGUGCGGAGGGACGAAGCGCAAGCGGCGGCGGAGGAGCGCGAGGCCCAGAGGCGCGUGGAGCGAGCGGAGCAGGAGGCUCGGACAGAAUAUCUGAGGAGGAAAUCCAGAGCUGCUCUCCAGGCGGCUGGAGGACGAGGAGAAGAUGGAGAGGAUGGAGGAGGAGGAGGAGGUGGAGGUGGAGCUCUGCAGCAUCUCAACCUGUUUCCUCUGGAGGAGUCCUCAGAGAAGAAGGGCAACGAGGAGUAUCUCCGAGAGAAGAAGGAGGAGAAGGAGAAGCAGGAACGAGCCAUCGGACUCCUGGUGUCUUUGGGACCUCAGCCGGGAUCGGAGGCGACGCCGUGGUACCUGAAGGGCAGCAGAGACGAAGAGGAGAGGCCUGGAAAAGAAAAGAAGAAGAUGGUGAGCGAAGAGGAACGAGAGAAGAAGGAUCGCAGACUGAAGGACAGUUUGGAUCCUCUAAAGGAGAUGAAGAAAGCUUUAGGGGUUAAAGACCGACGAGAACACAAGAAGAAGGACAGAAGAGACAAAGGACAGAGGAGCAGCAGUGGAGACAGCUCCAUGGAACGAUUACGAGCCGAGCGUCUGCAGAGGGAAACCGAAGAGCGAAGGAAAGCCCGAGCUCUUCUGGAGCAGAGGAGCGGCAAAAGGAAGGAUCCCGGAGCUGAACUGAACGACAGAGAACGGCCGUACAACAGCGCCUACUUCCCCGAACUCGCCCGGAAGAAACAGAGGAGGGACCGGGACAGCUGGAGAGACGAGAUCCUGAAGUCCUGAGCUGACGUCUGGGUCGAUCCUCUGGAGGUUUCACAGUCGACAAACUGAAGCCAGAAACUGGAGAUGUGUGGCGUUUUCUGCUUUCUGUCCCUGAACUUGUUGGACGUUUGGUUCUGUCUGGAAAAUAACUGAAACGUUCAUUCAUGCUGCUCGAUGAGACGUUUAAAAAGCUCAAUAUAUCCAGCUGUGAUCGUCUGGAAAUCUAAUUCACCAAGAAAAGUAACAGAAAACGGAACAAAAUGAGUGAAAUAAACGUAGAAAAAUGAACCAAAACCUCUUUAAUAUCACAAAACUGGUCUGAAACGGCUCAGUUUGCAAAAAAUGACCAAAAAUGAUUGGAACCAAAAAACCACAAAGAUGAAACUGUCCGAGAAAACAAGACGAGACACAGAAUGACAGAAAUGAGAUAAAACUCCCAAAUAGACACAAAACAAGAAAACAAGACAAAGAAACGACAGAAAUGAGACAGAAAACGACCACAAAGAGAUGAAACUGUCCGAUAAACACCUAAAACAAAGAAAACAAGAUGGAAAAUGAGGGAAAAGAAAAAACUGUCCCAAAGACACAAAAUUACAUGAGCGAGACAAGAAAACAAACAUGAGACACAAGACGAAACAAAAUUAUACAAAAAAGAAACAAAAUUAUACAAAAAUGAAAAAAACAGAACAAAAUAUUAAAAAUGAGACACAAAACAAAGAACAAUCCAGUAUUUUACUUUCUGAUCCAAACAACUUGUCAUGGUCCAGAAAUAAUUUUAAAUUGAUAGUUUUACUCAUUUACAAUCUGCAGUUAAUGUCUUCUCUGUAAUUUUUACACUUUGAGGACCGGAUUGGACCCUCUGGAGGACCACUUUUGGUCCACGGGCCUCAUGUUGGACCCUCUGGAGGACCACUUUUGGACCACAGGCCUCAUGUUGGACCCUCUGGAGGACCACUUUUGGUCCACGGGCCACAUGUUGGACCCUCUGGAGGACCACUUUUGGACCACAGGCCUCAUGUUGGACCCUCUAGAGGACCACUUUUGGAUCACGGGCCUCAUGGUGGACCCUCUGGAGGACCACUUUUGGACCACGGGCCUCAUGUUGGACCCUCUGGAGGACCACUUUUGGACCACAGGCCUCAUGUUGGACCCUCUGGAGGACCACUUUUGGUCCACGGGCCUCAUGUUGGACCCUCUGGAGGACCACUUUUGGACCACAGGCCUCAUGUUGGACCCUCUGGAGGACCACUUUUGGACCACGGGCCUCAUGUUGGACCCUUUGGUUUAGAGCAGCAGAGAGGAUUUAAACUCUGGAUGAGGCUGUAAAAAUGUGUUUGUGUGGAGAGUCCGUUAUUUCCAGUGUUGGUGGUCGUUUGGAUUUCAUUGUAAAUAUUAAUUUCUCCUCUUUAUUUAAUGAUUCCAUCUUUGUAAGACAUUUCUGAGCUGCAGGACCUGAUAUCUGUGAAAAAUGAACCAACAGUGAAGAAAAGUGAAAAUAAAACCCCCAGAAACCAGUCAGACUUACAGUCUCCAAACAGCUGGAUCUGUGAACAAAAGAACGACUUUUAGGACCCAGAUGGUGUUUUUAUUUAUUUAUUGAGGUUUAUUAUGAAUUUGAAGCAUUUCACUUCAAAGCUCCUAAAAUGUGAGAAUUUGUGCUUUUUUUUCUUUUAAUGAAGAUCUUCAAGCUUUGCCUGUAAAAAGAAGCAGAUGUUCAGCAAGAAUAAAAGAAUAAACGCUAAA
Molecule: messenger RNA, 2701 nt
Organism: Acanthochromis polyacanthus (spiny chromis)
Lineage: Eukaryota; Metazoa; Chordata; Actinopteri; Pomacentridae
Gene: leng1
Product: leukocyte receptor cluster (LRC) member 1
Exons: 5
Coding region: 149-979 (276 amino acids)
Source: RefSeq, a predicted model, not a curated record